Messenger RNA from Neltuma alba, 2007 nucleotides. RefSeq names its product cytosolic sulfotransferase 15-like. The transcript has a single exon. The coding region runs from base 610 to 1638 and encodes 342 amino acids. Gene Ontology annotation, molecular function: sulfotransferase activity. The record is from RefSeq and is a predicted model, not a curated record. Lineage: Eukaryota; Viridiplantae; Streptophyta; Magnoliopsida; Fabales; Fabaceae.
UCCCUUGGUUUAAUUCAUUUAUUUUACUUUUUCCUUAUUCUUUCGGUUCUAGUAGCUCGCUAUUUAACUUGGCCACUAAGUUUUAGAUGACUAGGUUGCUAAGUUUUGACAAAACCUAUGCUGAAUGAUAUGCUCAAUUAGGAAUAAAUAAUCAGCUGAGUUUAUUUACAAACUCAGUUGCCUGAUGAUGCAGUCAAACUCAAAACCUAUUCUUUGUAAGCAGGGGGGAUGAGAGCAAUAACUCUAACCUCUGUUAGUUUCACUGUUAUGAAGUUAGUCAGAUAAGUCGACUAAGAGCCAGCUCAUUGUACACACGUCAUGAAGUCUGAACUUCUCUAGCACUAUAUAUGUUGACUCUGUACAAUCACUUUAUUAAAAUUCAAUAAUAAGAACUAGAUCAUUUUAUCAUUUCUCUCUCAAUAUUUGGCAACCCAAUAUGUGGACACCUAUAUUCUAACGGUACCUCAUUUUAUACGUAUUCUAAUAAUAGACUACGUACAAUUAUAAUCAGUGGCCAAGCUGUGCUGUGCAUCCUGGAAACUUGUGAGCUGAAUUCUUAUAUGCCUAUAUAUUUUUCCUGGUUAAGUGAAUAUCCCAAGGGGCGAUUUAAUGGCGGAAACUUCUGCAACUUCCUUCACAAAAAGCCAAUCAAAUGGUGAGUUUGAGAAAGAGGCUUACGAUGAAGCAUAUGAGCAACUUAGCCAAGAAUGUAAGGAACUACUUCUUUCACUUCCCAAAAGGAGGGGAUGGACUAGCCCAUAUGUUUAUCUCUACCAAGGUAUUUGGUUUGCACCAACUAGUAUUCAAGCGAUAUGCUCCUUCCAAAAGCACUUCCAAGCAAAAGAUACUGAUAUUAUUAUAGCUUCCUUGCCGAAAUCUGGUACUACUUGGUUGAAAGCCCUUACUUUUGCCACUGUGAAUCGUAGCCAUUUCUCUCCUUCACAAAAUAACCAUCCUCUUCUCAUUGCUAAUGCUCAUGAGCUUGUUCCUUUCCUUGAGUUCAACCUUUAUGCCAAUAACCAGAUCCCUGACCUCUCCAACGUGAUUGAACCAAGACUUUUUAGUACACAUGUUCCAUUUCAAUCGUUGCGUGAUUCAAUCGCCAAGUCCCAAUGCAAGAUAAUCUACAUAUGUCGAAACCCUUUUGACAAUUUUGUGUCCUUUUGGUUUCACCUAAACAAAAUCACGCCACCAUCUUUACCCAAAUUAUCACUUGAGGAAGCGCUUGAAAGGUAUUGGGAGGGGAUCCAUGAGGGUGGGCCAUUUUGGACACAUACGUUGGGUUAUUGGAGAGCAAGUAGAGAGAUGCCAAACAAGAUUCUGUUUUUAAAGUAUGAGGAUUUGAAAGGAGAUAUCAACUUCUACUUGAAAAGAGUGGCCGAGUUCUUGGAUUUCCCAUUCGAUUCCAAGGAGGAAAGUGAUGGGCUUAUUCAAGACAUUAUUGAGUUGUGCAGCUUUGAGAGGAUGAAGGAAUUGGAGGUGAACAAGACUGGAAAACUUUUGCAGAAGUAUGAAAACAAUUACUUUUUUAGGAAAGGUGAAGUAGGAGAUUGGGUUAAUCAUUUUAACCCUUCAAUGAUAGAGAAAUUGUCCAGAGUGAUGGAAGAGAAGUUGGGUGGGUCUGGUCUAUCCUUUUAGUUGUUCUUAUUUCUUUACAACCAGGUAAGCUCCAUGGCUUCUAAUUUAUGCCUGUCUUUGAAAGAAGAUAAUUUAAGACAUAGGCGUCUGUCUGUGGAACCAGAAGCAUUGGAACUAACUGAAAUUUAACUGUAAGCCAUUUCUUGCAUCUAAUUGUGCCGUUGCAUUAGAGCCACUUCACACUUUUUCAGAUUGGCAACUUGGAAAAGAAUGUUGAUGCAGGUUGCAACUUGUGGAUUAUCAGCAUGGGAUCGUACCUUAGCAAAUUCUCUUGUUGGAUUUUGUAAGACAUGAAAUGUAGUAUGCGUGAUAGAUUGUGAAAUUUAUUGUAUUUCGAAUGUUUUAAAUAAUUUUGAAUUUAUGCAAUUA